Molecule: messenger RNA, 4509 nt
Organism: Xiphias gladius (swordfish)
Lineage: Eukaryota; Metazoa; Chordata; Actinopteri; Istiophoriformes; Xiphiidae
Product: retinoic acid receptor RXR-beta-A-like
Exons: 12
Coding region: 1926-3260 (444 amino acids)
Biological process (GO): response to retinoic acid; retinoic acid receptor signaling pathway; positive regulation of transcription by RNA polymerase II
Cellular component (GO): RNA polymerase II transcription regulator complex; nucleus
Molecular function (GO): retinoic acid-responsive element binding; zinc ion binding; nuclear receptor activity
Source: RefSeq, a predicted model, not a curated record
AAAAAAAAAGACAUGUUAACAUAAUGUUGUGCUAUGACCAGGUGCUGUUCCUAACAUAAGGUGCCAACAGCUAUGAGCACCACAGUAUUUGAAUGCCACUUGGCGUUUAAAGAAUGCCACUUGGCUUGUUAAGGGACACCUCUUCUGUAGCCACUAUAGACAAAGCAGUUUUUCAAGUUUCUUUCCGUCUUCUAGAUACUGUGCGGUACAUUGCUUGCUGGUUUGUUGAGAUGAAAUGAUAUAAAAACAGCGACACCUGCCAUGAAAUGCAAGGAUACCAAGCGGACAACUUUAGAAGUCUGCUGUCAAUUGAAUGAUCCAAGAUUUUGUCAUUAUUUGGCAAUGUCAGCGGACGGCAAUGAAAAUUAGUCUCUGACAUCAUGUCCAUCAGUCACGUGGUUGGUCAAGAAUGAAGAUGAGCAUGUCUUGUUGGCUAAUAGUGAAGAAUUUAAACCAGUUCCCCUAUGUUUCCCUUCUCCUGUCCUAUUAUGAAGGUAAAUGCAGAGAAGGGAUUAUGGUUAAACCACCUAAAAAUCAGCCAUUACCUGUAUAGAUCAUGGUUCAAUCUCUGGCCCUCUCUAAGUGUCCAUGAUCAUGACACUGAGAAACCGCCCCUGCCCCAAUUUAUGUCUAUGGUAAAAGGGGAAUUAUUAAGUGGUUAAAAUUAUUCAUUCAAAUUUAAUAUUUGAAUGAAAAACAAAACAAAUCAAUCAAUCUGAAAAGCAAAAACAGUAUUGUGAUAUUAGGGGUCUGUUGGACCCUGUAUACUGGGAAAUGCUAUGUUGUCGGGGGGGGGGGCAUCUUAGGGCAGCUCUUGUGUGAGUUUCCACAGACACAUGUUUCUUCUUAAAAACUGCUUUUUAACGUGAGUGACCAAAGGGGAUUUUUAACCAAAUUAACCAUGCGGGGAAAAAAAGUAAUUGAUCCUUAAAGGACCCUUCUAUAUCCAAGGGUCAAAAGGUUUUGCAAGUAAUUAAAACUCUUACAAAAGUGCAACUCAGUCUUUAACCUGGAUAAAAAAAUGGAGCUUAAAGAUGAGCUUUAAAGCGAACAUUGUGUUAAAUAUUUUUGAUAGUGGAAAACAUUACUGAACAACUGGAGCAAGAACGUGUUGUGCAAUACUGCAAUUGCCCUUCCUGUCAUUGUCAAAAAUAUUCUAGCACUUUUUGUAGGUGUGGCUGUCCAAAAAUUUGCUCACAUUAGAUCAGCUGCGCAAUAAUUAGGCUACACAAAAUCCACACAGCAUUUUUGUUUGAAUUUAUGACGCUUUUAAUUUAUUUUAUACUUAAAUUUUUGUUUAUCAGUGGCUCAUCAUAACCACAACAAUCAAAUAUUUCCAUUUGUCCAGGUAAGGUAGCUUCAGUGUGUCAGAGUAUACGCAGAUGUGUUGUGUUGAGUCAUUUUCCAGUACUUAGUCUUGAAUGCAUCAGUAAUACCCUGUUGUGAUAGUGUUUUGGGUAUUGAACAGUUUGAUGCUGUGUGUGAAUGUGUAGAAUUUUGGAAGGCCAUUUAUUCAUUCUCAGAACAAUAUAUGAUGGAAAAUUUGUAAAAAACCAGAAACUGUAUUAUCAUAAUUUUAAUGCAAAUGUUCUAAUCUUUGGCAAAAAUGUAGGAACCGAAAUCAGCCUGAUUAAAAAAAUGCAUCAAGCUGAACAUGUAGUGCAGGAGUGUCAUAUGACAAUGCUGUUAUGGGUGGUCCCAUGAGACAUUUUGACUCUAGGGAUGCUGGCACCGAGCCACUAUGGCCUGUAAACAACAACAGCGUCAAGUUGAAGUAAACUGGAUCUGAGUGUCGGCCUUGUUGUCUGGCGCUUGUCUGAUUACAACAAGCACAGUGAAGUGGUCUUCAACAAUGCGUCGAAGGUGUGUCUGAUUGAUAUCCUUCAGACGGGACAUCAUCCUCUCCACUGGGUUGCUUACUAGCCAUGUCCUCACAGCAGCCCAACAGCUCAGCCUCCAACAGCCCCACCACCAUCUUGGGUUCUCCUUUCUCAGUGAUCAGUCCCUCACUUAACUCCACAGUUGUCUCACCCUCUCUGGGAUUUGGACCCAUCAGCAACAGUCAGAUCUCAUCCUCAGCACCCAUAUCAGGGAUGCACUCGAUCAGCAGCUCAGAGGAUAUCAAGCCUCCAUUUGGCCUGAGGCCCAUGCCAGCUCACAGCCCUGGAAUAAUGUUGUCUCAGAAACGCCUGUGUGUCAUCUGUGGAGACCGCUCUUCUGGAAAACAUUAUGGAGUGUACAGCUGUGAGGGUUGCAAAGGCUUCUUCAAACGAACUGUGCGCAAAGACCUGAGCUACACCUGCAGGGAUAACAAAGAAUGCCUGGUCGACAAACGCCAGCGCAAUCGCUGCCAGUACUGCCGCUACCAGAAGUGCCUGGCCAUGGGCAUGAAGAGGGAAGUGAUCAAACAUGUAAAGUGGAUAAAAGAAGAUGGAAAAGAUGAGGGAUGGAUGACGGUCCAGGAGGAGCGCCAGAGGAACCGAGAGCGUGAAGGAGAGCUGGAGUUCAGUGUUGGAGUGAAUGAGGAGAUGCCUGUGGAGAAGAUUUUGGAGGCAGAGACAGCAGUGGAGCAGAAGACUGAGCUUCAUUCUGAUGGAGGCUCUGCAGGCAACUCUCCCCAUGAUGCAGUUACCAACAUCUGUCAGACUGCAGACAAACAACUGUUUGCCUUGGUGGAGUGGGCAAAGAGAAUCCCGCAUUUCUCCGAACUGCCCCUUGAUGACCAGGUCAUCCUUCUGCGUGCAGGGUGGAAUGAGCUCCUCAUUGCCUCGUUCUCCCAUCGCUCCAUUGCUUUGAAGGAUGGAGUUCUCCUGGCAUCUGAGCUGCAGCGCGACAGUACACACAGUGCAGGAGUUGGAGCCAUUUUUGACAGGGAGAGUGUGCAGAGUGCAGAGGUCGGCGCCAUAUUUGACAGGGUUCUUACUGAGCUCGUCAAUAAAAUGAGAGAUAUGGCAAUGGACAAAACAGAGCUGGGCUGCCUCCGAGCCAUCGUCCUCUUCAACCCAGAUGCUAAAGGGCUCUCCAACACCAGUGAGGUGGAGCUACUGAGAGAAAAGGUCUAUGCAUCAUUGGAAGCCUACUGCAAACAGAAAUACCCAGAGCAGCAGGGAAGGUUUGCUAAGCUGCUUCUUCGACUGCCAGCACUGCGAUCCAUUGGCUUGAAGUGCUUGGAGCAUCUCUUCUUCUUUAAGCUGAUCGGUGACACACCUAUUGACACUUUCCUCAUGGAAAUGCUUGAAGCUCCCCAUCAGUUGUCUUAGAUAGGAAAUGCGUACUGUGGUUAGGUUCAGAUAGCUGAAGUCUGGGAAGCUGGAGUGGGACUGGAGUGGCACUUUAAGUUCUUUGAAGAUUUGUCAAUUUGUCUCACUGCUGUCUGGGUUACACUUUUUUAGUGCAGCACAGAUUUGCUCUUUAGACCAAACCCAAGGCUUGGCAUGAUCUACAAGCUGGUGCUAUAUGUUGAAAUAACUUCAUGAGUAACUAUGGUUUAAAAAAUAUUUUUAAAAAUGUAAACAUUUACAUAUUUCCCUCACAGGAAUAGUAUAAUAAUUUGGGUACACGUUUUUAUACAAACUUUUUAGACACCUCAAACAUUAAGCUUCAGUUGUUUCUCCAGCUGAACUGAUCUCUAAACCCUGUUUUUUAAAAAGGAAGGCAACCUCAAUGGUGAGUACGCAUUAAGGACUUAGUCUUCUUUUUAUAAUUUCUAAUUCAAACCAGAUCAAAAAAUGUAUUAUUGUACCAAACAGUCACCGGUAACUGCGUCCAACCACAGCUCUGGGUUUACUUCUAUCCAUUGCAAAAUAUAAAAUUCUCACAGUGACCCUGGGAUAGACAAGUCAGUGAUUGAAACUGUCAGGUCAGACUUGUACAUGUUGAUUGAGGAUCAGCUUUGUGUCUGGUAAUAUACAGGUAGUGUUGUUUACUUCUUUGCCAUUUUAUAAAUCUUAUCACUUUGUGGUUAACGAUUAGACUGCACUGCACACUUGCUAUGUACUAUUUUUAAAACAUACUUUCAAUAAACACCUGGCCUGUAAAAUGGUCAGGUGUUUGUCUUUUGGUGCUAUUUCAGAGAUAAAUUGACAUUGUUGGUGCAAAUGCACACCAAACCACAAACCUAAGAAAAUAUGCAAAACUGAAAAUCCCUUUGUUGAUCUUUGUUGAAAUGUAGCAAUAUAAAAUGUAAAAUGCAUAAGAGCUUUCUGCUUGUCAGUUGUUCAGGGGUUUUACAAAGUAAAUCAUGUCUGGUGGAAAGGGAAUACUCCAUUUUGUAAUUUAUCUAUACAAUUCUAAGGUACUGUGCAAAAAUAAUUGUUCAGGGAAAAUGUAUAUUGAUAAAUUUGAAUUAUGAUCAGGAGAUACAAAUUAUUUAAUUCUUAUGUGCCCUUGUUUUUAGUUUUCAGCUAGUAUAAAGCAGAACGUGUCUUGGGUUGCACUGGAUUUGCUGAGACUGUUUCAGCUUUUUUUUUUUUUUUUUUCAUUUUUUUGAUGCUCAGUUGUAUAUCCUAC